Messenger RNA from Ilex paraguariensis (yerba mate), 678 nucleotides. The record is from the annotation of a GenBank genome assembly. NCBI's taxonomy places the organism in Eukaryota, Viridiplantae, Streptophyta, Magnoliopsida, Aquifoliales, Aquifoliaceae.
AUGCAGAGGGAAUUCUUCGAGAAGUGCUGGGAUGUAAAGGCAUAUGAACAGUCCUCUGCUGCCAAAGACGUCUGUAAGAAUGAAACUGAAGAGAAUUAUCAGAAAUUCCAAGGCAACAUAGAAAUUGAAAGUACUGGCAGUCGAAGCAAACACAGAGAUUUGAAAUCUGGAUUCAAGAAUUAUCAGAAAUUCCAAGGCAACAUAGAAAUUGAAAGUACUGGCAGUCGAAGCAAACACAGAGAUUUGAAAUCUGGAUUCAGUAAUGGACAAGAAUGCAAUCAAAACAGAGAACCUAUGGUGGAAUCUGAAAAGACAGAGUCUGUAAAUCCGAAGGGUCUUCCAAGACAUGAUGCAAGGGCUAACAACAGAGAUACACAAGAGAAUUCAACAAAAAUUUUGAUGGAAACAAAGAAGAAGAGGAAGGCUGAGGGAAAGUAUCGGCCUAAAGUGGAUAUAUGUGGAAUUGGGCAAAUGAAGAAUAAACAUGUUGGUGAUCACUCCAAUUGUCCAAAACCUCCAAAUGUGAUUUUGGCAAACCAAGAGGAGUUACAACAAGAAAUGAAGGAGUCUCUCGAGCAAAUACGUGAAGACACAAAAGAGCCUCUCAAGCAGCUCCGUGAUAACACCAAGGAGUCUCUCAAGCAGCUACAGGAAGAUACCAAAGAGUCUCUGAAAUAG